GAGCGUCACACUCGUCAAUCAGCCGCCAGCUGACGGCAAAUAUUCACCGUUUCCCCCUUUGCUCACAUCAGCUGCCCUCAGUCGUCAUGGGCGGCCACAGCACUCCACGGCCACAGCAGCAGGUGGCCUUGACGUCAGAGGAGCGUUAUUUGGAGGCCGGGGAGUCCGAAAUCGCCGCCGCGUUGCUGGAGGGCCUGGGGUUUGUGGACUGGGGGGGCCGGAGGAAGGCCGCGAGGGCCGCGAGGAGGGAGAUGGCCUGGGAGCUGACGAGGGAGAUUCCCACUCGCUGCCCCGAGGCUGACGUGGAUGGCUGGUGCGUGGUGGGCGACCAUGAUAACACGUAAGUGGACACACAUAUACAUUGCACUCUGGCGCGUUCAUUCUCAAUCUCUGAUGUGUCCUUUCCUUCAUUUCAUUCAGGCCCGCCACGGUGAGGCUCCACCGCCACCAUCGACGUGCAGCCAAGCGAAGAGGUCAACCCCACACCCACGCCAGCGGCACCAGCAGUGGAGCCCAUCGCCUGACCCGAGGCCGACACACAGCAGCCGCCCCACCCUGAGGCCCCCCAAUCAGCGGACGAGCAAGCCGCCGCCACAGAGGCGCCGCCCACCGAAGAGCCGCAGGCCGGCCCAUCCCAGCAGAAGGAGGUGGAGGAGGAGGAGAAGAAGAAGAAGGUGGUGGAGAAGCCGCCCCGCGUGUGCAACUUCGAGGGCCUGGCCCACCUCGUGGACAAGUACAAGGACGUGCCGUACUACCCGCCGGCACCGCCCACCCUGCCGCCCGCCAGCACCUGGAAAGUGCUGCCGGCGUACGACCGCCGCAUGGGCAACGAGACGGUCAUCACCUUCCACAUCGUCCUCACGCCCGACAGGUGGGCAUCAAGACGGCCCUGACCCCGAGGGCGGCAGAGGUCCUCAAGAGGGAGCAGGCGUACCAGUGGUACAUCAUCAACCGGGCCUGCAAGAAGGAGUGGCGGCGCAAGGCCAUCCACGUGCACGUGUGUUGCUGAUGUGCAGAUCGCUGGCUACAUUUUAUAUUUGAUCGACCGAUGAUAAACCCGCUACCGCACUGCCUUGUCCCGCCCGUCUGCACGUCGAAGGUGAGCUGUCUGUCGAAAUGGACUGAUCAACUCGCGUGUACGUGUUUCGGGUCUCUGUGUGCAGAUGGAUCGCUGUCUCCCUCUUAUAUAGUGGGCCUCUCCUACUUCGUCCAAGAACAAACCGCUGGCUGACUGCGUCGAUCGCGUCAACAACGGCGAGGCGGGCUGGUUCUCCAUCGCUCUCACGUGUCUCGAUGUGGCCGACCCGGAGUCCGACCCAGACGACGGCCCACAGACAGUGGAGGACUUCGUCGAGAGCAUGAGGGACUACUUCGAGGUGCGGCGAUUUCCCAGGGACGCAGAGAAGGACAUCAUCACCGCACCACGUGGGGCCUUCCGCGACCCAAUCGAGGCAGCCAAGACAAUCGUGUUCCACCACCUUCUCAUUGCAGCCGACCCGCUGCAGAGGGCCACGGCAUUCGCAGAGGCCGCAGAGGAGAUGCCAACGGGGCUGGUGGAGUCGAGGCCCAUCAAGAUCGAGAAGGAGGGGCCCAUGCGGCUGAGGGCAGAGAGGGGCGGCUGGAAGCACGAGCACUUCUAUGUGCGGCUGACUGACGCGUCCGCGAGCAGGUGGGUGUGGAUGACGGUGUGGUGUGUCGUUGAUACGGCGUCCAACCAAGCGGAAGGUGAGCCACACAACAUUCACUUCUUUCGUAUGUCUCCGUGCCGUACGUACGCAGAGUUGGCGCCCCACGGCAAGGAGGUGGGGAUUGUGGCCAUCAAGACCGCCUUGACCCCGAGGGCGGCGGAGGACCUCAAGAGGGAGCAGGUGUACGUGUGGUACAUCAUCAACCGGCCUGCAAGCAGAAGUGGCGGAUAGACGCCAUCCGCAGGGCGUGCAAGGAGCAGUGGCCCAACCACUACAAGUUCCCACACGAGCGGACCGAGGAGGAGAACAAGCCGUGCGGGGCGUGGCUGUAG
Messenger RNA from Vitrella brassicaformis, 2020 nucleotides. NCBI's taxonomy places the organism in Eukaryota, Vitrellaceae. The record is from the annotation of a GenBank genome assembly.